Messenger RNA from Ochlerotatus camptorhynchus, 5063 nucleotides. RefSeq lists its product as uncharacterized. The annotation marks the transcript as partial. The transcript has a single exon. NCBI's taxonomy places the organism in Eukaryota, Metazoa, Arthropoda, Insecta, Diptera, Culicidae. Gene Ontology annotation, biological process: DNA integration. Gene Ontology annotation, molecular function: nucleic acid binding. The record is from RefSeq and is a predicted model, not a curated record.
CGUUGCUAGCGAAACUGCCACGAGAAGAUCCAGCUCCUGAUUUAAACAACUCAACUGCAAGGAAUGGCCAAGCUGUAGGGACGCACACUGGGGUGCGUCUACCACAAAUCUCGCUACCGGAGUUCGAUGGCGACUUCAAAGGAUGGCUGUCGUUUAAAUCUACAUACGUUUCGCUGAUCCACGAGUCCGGAGAACUUAGCGACGUCCAGAAGUUUCACUACCUCAAGUCGGCGCUCAAGGGGGAAGCGGCUAAGCUCAUCGAGUCGCUUACACUCACCAACGAAAACUAUCCCAUCGCUUGGGAUACGAUCACGAAGCGGUACUCCAAUGAGUAUCUUCUUAAGAAGAGGCAUCUGCAGGCGCUUAUGGAGUACCCAAGGGUAGAAAAGGAGUCGUCAUCUGCUAUUCAUGCUCUGGUUGAUGAAUUUGAUCAGCGUUUGAAGAUCCUGAAACAGUUAGGAGAGAAGACUGAACAUUGGGGUGCAAUGAUCGUGCACUGGAUGUGUUCGAAACUGGAUACGAAGACGCUUCAGCUAUGGGAGGACCAUGCAGCAUCAACAAACGAUCCGACUUAUACGAUUCUGGUGAACUUUCUGGAGAAGCGGACAAGGGUGUUGGAGGCGGUAUCAUCAAACGUCGAGGUGAAGGGCAGUUCGCAUAAGGUGGAAGUUAGGCGUCAAAAGGUGGUCGUUCAUUCCGCAACCGAUAGUGAUAGGAGUAGUUCAGCAUGCUGCUGUUGCGGUGAUUCACAUUUCUUGGGCCGGUGUGGCAAGUUUACGAAGAUGACCUUGAAGGAGAAAUUGCAGUUCGUUAACGGCAAAAGGUUGUGUAGCAAUUGCCUAAAGUCAGGGCAUUGGGUACGUGACUGCAAUUCAAAAUUCAGCUGUCGAGACUGCGGGAAAAAGCAUAAUUCACUGAUCCAUCCAGGAUUUCCUCUGAGCAGUAGCGGUGCCGGAAACAGCGAUCAAUCGGGAUGCAAAUCGGAGCGCAAGCGGAACGAUAAGGCGGUAGCGACGAACCUAGCGACCAACGAGGAUGAAUCUGAAGAAGAAGGAGACAGCGACGAUCAAGAAGCGGUUGGAACAUACAGCGUAGGGACUAAGGGCGGUAGAGUCUCGAGCGUAAUGCUGUCUACUGUUGUACUUGUCAUACGGGACCAGCACGGAGGAAAACAGUUGGCGCGAGCAUUGCUCGACAACGGAUCGCAAGCGAACAUCAUGAGCGAGCGGUUAUGUCAGAUGCUCAGCCUAAACCGGCGCAAAAUAAACUUACCGAUUAGCGGGAUCGGUCAUUCGGAAACGCGAGCGAGAUUCCAGGUGAAAACCACAGUUAGCUCCAGAGUUCAAGACUUCUCCGUGGGGAUGGAAUUUCUAGUUCUGCAGAAGGUUACGUCGGAAUUGCCAUCGGCACACAUACCUGUGGCGUACUGGAAGAUUCCUAAUGAUAUUCAGCUGGCUGAUCCGAACUUCAAUAUAAGCAAUCGGAUCGAUCUCUUGAUAGGAGCAGAGCACUUCUAUCGUUUCCUGUUCGAGAGAGAUAUGAAACAGAUCAAGUUGGGACCAGGGCUGCCAAUGCUGGUCAACUCAGUAUUCGGUUGGAUCGUCACGGGGAAGGUUUCGGAAGCUCCGAGUAAGGCAGUAAGCUGUUGCUUAGCGGCAACUCCGGAUAACUUGGAAGUACAGUUGCAGAAGUUUUGGGAGAUCGAGAGUAAUGAAGAACGAGCGGCUUGGUCAAAGGAGGAACAGGACAGCGAAGAUCAUUUCUUGAGAACAUUCAGCCGUACGGAGGAAGGUCGGUACGUCGUACGUCUACCUAAACACGUGAAUUUCGAGCAGAUGUUGGGCGACUCUCGCGCAAUGGCGCUAACGCGAUUCAAGAGAUUGGAAAAGCAACUGGAGAGGAAUCCGGAGAUGCGGUUGCAGUACAAUGCAUUCAUGCAAGAAUACUUGGAUCUUGGGCAUAUGAGAGAAGUCAGUGGAGAUGAAAUUCAGAAGGAGGCAGCGGCAACGAGUGCGAAGAGGGUGUACUACUUGCCACACCAUGCAGUGCUUAAGGAAUCAAGCACCACUACAAAAGUACGCGUCGUCUUCGAUGGUUCGGCCAGCACGGACAGUGGUUAUUCCUUGAAUGAUGCGCUACUGAAAGGCCCUCUAAUUCAAGACGAACUCCUCAGCCUUCUUCUACGUUUCCGGAAGUAUGAAGUAGCACUUGUUGGCGACGUAGAGAAGAUGUACCGACAAGUAUGGCUACACGUUGAAGAUACCUUGUUGCAACGCAUAUUCUACCGAUUUUCUCCAGAUGAACCUAUUAAAGUUUUUGAGUUAUCAACGAUAACUUAUGGAUUGACACCUUCGUCAUUCUUAGCGAUUCGUGCUCUACAUCAACUUGCGGCAGAUGAAGGAGAGGAAUACCCGGAAGCUGCCAAUGCUGUAGUGAAGGAUUUUUAUGUGGACGAUUACAUCGGUGGAGCAUCCAGCGUAGACGAGGCCAUCCAGCUUCAAAAGGACCUUGAUACGCUAAUGAAGAAGGGUGGAUUUCCUUUACGCAAAUGGUGUUCCAAUCGGCCGGAAGUUCUGACUGGCAUCGCGGCCGACCAACUUGGGACAAAUUUAUCUAUUUCAUUCGAAAUAAGUCCAGAGGAACAGGUGAAAACCUUGGGAAUCACCUGGGAGCCUGGAACGGACCAAUUACGAUUCUACUAUGACAUCACAGCAAGCAAGCAAGCGUGGACGAGAAGACGCAUCCUGUCGUCUAUAGCCAAACUAUUUGAUCCGCUGGGACUGAUAUCACCGGUGAUUGUUGUGGCAAAAAUGCUGAUGCAAGAGCUCGCUCUGCUCAACUCAGGAUGGGAUACGCCUGUUCCGGUCGACAUCGAAAGGAAAUGGAAAGCAUUCCACUCACAGUUGGGCAAAAUAUCGGAACUACGAAUCAGUCGAUUUGCUUUCGUUUCCAAUUGGGUGGAUAUUCAGUUUCACUGCUUCGCUGACGCUUCUACUCUUGCCUACGGUGCGUGUUUAUACGUACGGACGACGGAUGAAGCAGGAAACGUUCGAAUCGAGCUGCUUUCUUCAAAAUCACGCGUUGCUCCACUCAAAAGAUUGACCUUACCAAGACUUGAACUUUGUGCCGCCAAGGAAGCUGCACUACUACACUCGAAGGUGGUUAAGGCUCUCUCCUUGGGAAAUGUACGUUCGGUUUUCUGGUCGGACAGUACGAUUGUGUUACAUUGGCUACGAACUCCUCCUAACACAUUACAUACGUUCGUGGCUAACAGAGUGUCGACGAUUCAAACCUCCACUUACACACAUUCUUGGCGGUAUAUAGCGGGAAAGGAGAACCCUGCUGACUUGGUUUCUCGCGGAAUGGCUAUUGAUGAUUUUCUACAUAGCCAGCUAUGGAAACAAGGACCCCCAUGGUUGAGUAGCAACGAAGAUGCGUGGCCCAAUUCUUUAGAGGACUACAGCAUCCCCGAAAAACUGUUGGAAACUCGCAAGGCUGUUCACAAGGUCACAGUCACGGAACCACCCAACGAGCUGUUCAGCUUGCGUUCUUCAUUACCUCCUCUACUUCGAAUCGUCGCUUACUGUCGUCGUUUUGCCUACAACUGUCGCAACUCAACUGAUAGAAAAAGCUCGACCACUCUCGCACCUGAUGAAAUACAAUCAGCGAAGAUGACGCUGACCCGUAUCGCACAGGCUGAACAAUUCCCAGACGAACUCAAAGCUCUACAACAACAGAAACGAGUCGACUGCAAGUCUAGCCUCAAGAGACUAUUCCCCUUUCUCGACAAUAGCGGAGUCAUCAGAGUUGGGGGACGGCUACGUUUCUCAAAUGAAGGUUAUACGGUCAAGCAUCCUGCUGUUUUGCCAAGUCAUCACCCAUUAACGAAUCUCGUUAUAAACUUCUUCCACUACCAGAAUUUCCAUAGCGGUCCACAAUUUACAUUGUCCGAAGUACGCCAAGAGUUUUGGCCCAUACAUGGUAAGCGUAUUGUCAACACCGUGCUUCGGCAAUGCGUUCGCUGUUUCCGCACCAAUCCAACGCCUAUCCAGCAGCCCAUGGGACAGCUACCUGCCGGUCGCGUACGCCCGGGACGACCGUUUCAGAUAACUGGCGUUGAUUAUUGUGGGCCGUUCUAUCUUAAGCCGACCCGCCGAAAUGCAGCUCCCCCGAAAGUGUAUAUUGCAGUCUUUGUUUGCUUUUCGACAAAAGCAAUGCACCUCGAGCUGGCUAGCGACUUAUCUACCGCUAGUUUUCUCUCAGUAUUGCGAAGGUUCAUCGGCUACCGUGGAAGACCUGUUGAAAUACAUUCGGACAAUGCCAAAAACUUCUCAGGGGCCUGUAACGAACUAAAAGCGCUGUACGAACUGCUGAAUAACCAGAUUAGCUCUACCGUCAUCAGUAAGGAACUUUCUCAGCAAGGAAUUGAAUGGAAGUUCAUUCCACCACGCGCUCCUAACUUUGGAGGACUAUGGGAGGCCGCGGUACGCUCCGUGAAAACUGCGCUGAAGAAGGAGAUCGGCCUCCAACAGUUAAGCUACGACAACUUCGCCACGCUUCUAGUUCAAAUCACCGCCGCACUGAAUUCACGACCUUUAUCUCCUCUAUCUGACGACCCCACUGAAUUUGAAGCGCUAACCCCGGCGCAUUUUUUGAUAGGCUCAGCCAUGACAGCCCUUCCUGACCCCAACGUAAUGUCAAUUCCCACAAACCGCCUUGACCACUACCAGCAAAUCCAGCAAAUGUUUCAGCGCUACUGGCAGCGAUGGAGCAAGCAGUACCUCACGCAGCUACAGGUGAUAACGAAGAACCUGCCGAUCAACCCCAUCCAAAUCGGAGGAAUCGUCGUGCUACGAGAGGAUAACCUGCCACCACUUUGUUGGCCACUGGCGAGGAUCAUCAGCUCACACCCAGGCUCAGACGGAAUCGUGCGAGUAGUGACGGUGAAGACGGCGACUGGUGUGUAUAAGCGGGCAGUCAAUCGCAUCUGUCCAUUACCCAAUGAUGAUGUAGAUCGACGAACUACGAGGUCUUCAGGGCUGCCAGCAAUCUCGAGCUCUUAG